UUCUCUCUACUCAUCAGCAGCAGACAGUUUUUACGUUUCGUCUUCAGCCAUUGAUUACCAUGGUUCCUCCUCCCAAAACCGCCAAGAUAAGGCACAGAUGCGUUGCUUGCUACAAGAUGUUCAAUAGACGGCAACACCUGGUUGAGCACAUGAAGAUUUCGCACCAUUCACUUCAUCAGCCUCGCUGUGGGGUUUGCUUCAAGCACUGUAAAUCCUUCGAAUCUGUUCGGGAACACCUUAACGUUCCGGACCAUCUAUUCAAAGGAGACUGCAAGUCCAUUUUCUCUGAACGAGGCUGUUCUCUCUGUCUUCAAAUAUUUGAGGACGCCACUGCUCUCUCUGACCAUAAAAACAAGUGCCACCUCUCUGCACCUCUUCCUCUUGUAAGUUUCCUUUUCCUUUGUGUCUCUGCCUAUAACUUAGAUGGAAAAUAUAAGGCGUCUUUGCUCUUCGAUUCAUGUCAGGUCAAUGUCAAUCCUCCUAGGACUCUUGGUGUUAAUACACGUCUCAAGGCAGUGGCAAUUGACUGUGAAAUGGUUGGUGGUGGUGAUGAUGGGUCUAUUGAUCUCUGCGCAUCUGUUUGCCUCAUUGACGAAGACGAGCAUGUCAUCUUUUCUACUCACGUCCAGCCUCAACUCCCUGUCACCGAUUACAGACACAAGGUAACUGGACUGAGCCAAGAAGAUUUGAAGAAUGGUAUGGUGCUUGAGAAUGUACGAGAAAAAGUGUUAUCCAUCUUGUGCGGUGGACAUAAUGAUGGGGCUGGGAGGCUUCUUCUUGUGGGACAUGACCUUAGGCAUGAUAUGAAAUGCUUGAAACUCCAAUAUCCUAGCCAUUUGUUGAGAGACACAGCAAAAUACGUGCCAUUGAUGAAAACAAAUCUUGUAAGCCAAUCACUCAAGUACCUCACAAGGUCAUAUCUCGGAUACAAGAUACAAUGCGGGAAGCACGAGCCAUACGAGGACUGUGUAUCUGCGAUGAGGCUGUACAAGAGAAUGCGGGAUCAAGAGCAUGGAAAGGCAGAGAAAGAAGAAGGGGAUGGACUGAACUCGUGGAAACAGAGCGAGCUAGAGAAGAUGAAGCCGGAAGAGCUCUACCACAACUCCACUUCAGAGUACCGCUGCUGGUGCCUUGACCGCCGUUGAAAUCCAAGUCUCUCUCAUAAAUAGCAUAGCCAGCUCCUCUUAUUUUCUUAAAGUACUUGUUAGAGAGCUUUCGGGUGUUUUUCUUUUGGAUUUAAGCAACUGCGUUUGUGUGACUGGGUGGCUGGCUUCUUCUAGACCAUAACAGAAGCAGCUCUCGAACUUGUAUAAAGAAAGGGAUAGGCUCCUUCCUCUACAUAUUAUAUAACUUAGGGUAUUCAGUUCAAAGUAGUGGGUACUAAAAUGAAACUAGUACUGUAUUCUCUCUCUCUUUCAACCUUUUAAUAAAAGUC
Eruca vesicaria subsp. sativa (arugula) is the source of this 1435-nucleotide messenger RNA. The record is from the annotation of a GenBank genome assembly. Lineage: Eukaryota; Viridiplantae; Streptophyta; Magnoliopsida; Brassicales; Brassicaceae.